Molecule: messenger RNA, 1708 nt
Organism: Chenopodium quinoa (quinoa)
Lineage: Eukaryota; Viridiplantae; Streptophyta; Magnoliopsida; Caryophyllales; Amaranthaceae
Product: multiple organellar RNA editing factor 8, chloroplastic/mitochondrial-like
Exons: 4
Coding region: 210-1433 (407 amino acids)
Biological process (GO): cytidine to uridine editing; mitochondrial mRNA modification
Cellular component (GO): mitochondrion
Source: RefSeq, a predicted model, not a curated record
AAAGUCUAGAAAAAAAUCGCAAGAUUCCACCGUUGUCAACUCAUUAUCAUAUUUACGAAUAAAAAAAGGAAAACAAACUCAAAACACCCCUUAAACACACUUCCCUUCUUUUUCACCCCUAAACCCUCUUAAAACCCCUGAUCCACAUUUCCAUCCCAUUUUCUCUCUCCUUUCCUCAACCUCUAGGGUUUCGUCCAAACCCUUCAUCAAUGGCGGCUCCUCGAAUUCUCUCUCCUCUCUCUCGCACCCUCUUCACCACCACCACUUCCACCUCCAAGCAAUCCCUCGCCUCUUUCCUCCUCUCUCGCCCCUUCUCCGCCACCACCGCCACCACUUCUCCCACCACCUCCGCCGCUUUAUCUCUCCUCCGCCUCCGCCCCCUCGCUUCCGCCGCCUCACUCCACCGCUACCCCGCCGCUUUAACCACCACUUCUUUCCGAACCUUCGCCACUCGUCAGACUCAGAAUUCUCUCUCCGAUAAUAACCCUAAUUGGUCUAAUCGCCCUCCUAAGGAGACCAUCUUGCUUGAUGGCUGUGAUUUUGAGCAUUGGCUUGUUGUUACUGAGCCCCCACCUGAAAAUGCUACCAGAGAUGAGAUUAUUGAUUCCUUUAUUAAAACCCUAGCUGAAGUUAUUGGAAGUGAGGAAGAAGCAAGGAUGAAAAUAUACUCUGUCUCAACCAGACAUUACUUUGCGUUUGGAGCCUUGGUGUCUGAGGAGUUAACAUACAAACUUAAAGAGUUGCCCAAUGUGCGUUGGGUCCUCCCUGACUCGUACUUGGAUGUCAAAAACAAAGAUUACGGGGGGGAACCAUUUAUCGAUGGUCAAGCUGUUCCAUAUGAUCCUAAGUACCACGAGGAAUGGGUAAGGAACAAUGCAAAGGCACAGGAGCGAAACAGGCGCAAUGACAGACCUAGAAAUGCCGAUCGCUCUAGGAACUUUGACAGAAGACAAGGUGGAAGGGGCCCACCAAACACUGGUGGUGUGACACCUAACAUGCCACCCAACAAUGCUGGAUAUGCACAGAACAUGCCACCCAACAAUGCUGGUUAUGGACAGAACAUGCCGCCACCCAACAACGCUGGUUAUGGACAGAACAUGCCACCACCCAACAAUGCUGGUUAUGGACAGAACAUGCCACCACCCAACAAUGCUGGUUAUGGGCAGAACAUGCCACCACCCAACAAUGCUGGUUAUGGAAAUCCAGGAUAUGCACAGAACAGAGGAAAUGCUCCACCUCCUAACUAUGGGGGGCAAGGAAAUCCUGGCUAUGCAGGCAACACCAGGCCAAACCAACAAACAGGUGGAGGGAUGCCUUAUCAGAAUGCGCCUCAGAACUAUCCUCCACAGAACAGCAACAUCGGAGGGCAGCAAGGUCCUCCUGGUGCCUAUCAGCAAGAUGUGCCUGGAAGAGAUGGACCAAACUAUCAGUGAUGUUUUUGUAGAUAAUUUACUGAUAUUUAAUGCCUACUAGAACCUUAUGAUACCUUUUAAGUAGUUGUUUUGGAGGUACUAAGUGAACUAUAGGAUGUAAUGGGUGGGUGAUGCAAUAUUUUGCAGUGAUUAUCAUUUGCACUGUAACAUUUGUUAACUUUCAGUCCUCUGAGGUGUUAUUUUGGCCACUUGAUAGGUUUAUGGACAAUUGUUUUAUUAUUCACUACUAUGCAAUGAUAAGACCUUAGUGUUUACAAGGUCAUGAUGCAUAACGA